Messenger RNA from Sporothrix schenckii 1099-18, 960 nucleotides. RefSeq lists its product as uncharacterized. The record is from RefSeq and is a predicted model, not a curated record. Bases 1 to 960 code for a protein of 319 amino acids. The transcript has a single exon. NCBI's taxonomy places the organism in Eukaryota, Fungi, Ascomycota, Sordariomycetes, Ophiostomatales, Ophiostomataceae. Gene Ontology annotation, molecular function: NAD binding.
AUGAAGCUCCUCUAUCCCACGUCCCUCGAGCUCGACGUGGACAGCCUCCGCGGCUUUGCCGUCGAGCUGUGCCCCUACAAUGUGGCCGUCCCCUUUGCCGACGAGCACCUCGACGCCGACAUCCUGGUCACCUGGAUCAACACGCGGGCCAACCUCGCCGACGCCGCUGCCCGGCUGACCCGCCUCAAAUGGGUGCAGGCACUCGCGGCCGGCCCCAACGACGUGCUCGACGCCGGCUUCGACACCAGUCGCGUGACCAUCACCGUCGGCGCGGGCAUCCACGACGCCACCGUCGCCGAGCACACCAUUGGCCUGCUGCUGGACGGCGCGCGGCGGUUCUACGAGGCGCGGGACUGCCAGCUGCAAAAGACGUGGCCCGCACGCCUGGGCGGGCCCUACCCGCGGGCGGGCGAGUUCCGGACACUGCGGGGCGCGCGGGUGCUUGUUUGGGGCUUUGGCGGCAUUGCGGCCAAGCUGACGCCGCUGCUGCACGCGUUUGGCGCCGAGGUGCGCGGCGUGGCGCGGCGACCCGGCGUGCGGGCGGGCGUCGAGGUGCUGUGCGACGACCAGCUGCCGCGGCUGCUGCCCGACACCGAUGCGCUGGUGAUGAUCCUGCCCGGAUCAGAGGCGACGCGCGAUGCACUCAACGCCGCGCGACUGGCACUGCUGCCCUCGCAUGCCUGGGUGGUCAACGUCGGUCGUGGCAUCUCGGUGGACGAGGACGCGCUGGCAGACGCGCUGGAUGCUGGCACGCUGGGUGGUGCGGCGCUGGAUGUGUUCAAACAAGAACCUCUGCCGGCAGACAGCCGAUUGUGGACGACGCCCAACCUGUUGAUCUCGCCACAUGCUGCCGGUGGACGGCCCGACGGCUGCACGGAUUUGAUUGCAGAAAACCUGCGCAGUUUCCUAGCAGGGCGGCCCAUGAAGGGUGUCUUUCAGGGGCAAGGUGAGCUUCAGUAG